ACAAAUGUUAAAUGUAAUGCAAGUGAGGUACAAUUAAUAUACAACAAAAUCAAAGUAGAAUAUUGGUGUUUUUUUAAAAUAAUUCAGGGUAAAAAGCAACCAUAAAACAUGAACUAUGUUGGAAGAUUUCUCAAAGUAUUCAAUUUAUUGUCUGUAGGAAGUUAGUCAAUUGCAUAUGCACUUGCAUAUUUGGGUUUAUAAAUCAAUAUAAUAUUAAGUGAAACCCACAGACAUCAUGACAGGGAACAAUUAGUUUGGGAUUUUAUAAUCAGUAGAAGGUGGGUUUUUUGUAUAAUAGUAUGUUAAUAUAUAUUUUGCUCAACCUUUAUAAAUAGAUUCUUGGAAAGGAAUUCAUUGCAUAACAAAAGCCAAACGUAAUUCCUCAUACGUGUACUUAGACUCAAUAAAAGCAGCCUGAUUUUAUAACAAAAAUCAGGAUGAGGUAGCUUCCUAAAUGCUAAUUUAAACUUAAUUGUAAGUAAUGAAAGAAUUUUUUAAAAAAUUGAACAAACACUACAAAAAAAUGUACCAUGCUAAUUAAAGACACUCCUGCUUAAUAAAUUACUUAACAGGGUCUAACUGAUAUGAAUUAGAAAUAGUAACAUAGAAAUUGUGACUAAAAUAAUAAUUAAAACUGAUACUUGUUGAGAACUUAUAAGUGUCAGGUUGAGUGCUCAGUGUUACAUGCAUUGGAUAUUACCUAUUCUUAUUUCCAUUUUAGAUUAGUAAGAUAGGUUACUAGAUACUAAAUAAUUUUUUAACAGUCACACUCUUGUAAGUUUCAAAGCCAUAAUUUAUUUCCAGGUCUUUCUGACUACAGCAUCCAUUGACUGAAUUAUUAAGUUAUGUUAUCUGGAUUUUUUUAUAAGUAAUUUUUAUAAGUAAUUACCAUCACUUAUACAACUAAAAUGACCUUUACUAACUUUGACACCUAUAGGAUCUUUCUGGAAGUUUGAAUUAACAGUGUUCUUCCAUAAAUUACUUAUAUUUGUUUAUUAUUUUGUGGGUUCAUAUCUUAGCCAUUAAGUCAAUUAUUGAUUACUUUUACAAACUAAGUAUUUUUUAGUCUUUUUCUGUUGUUUUAUUUUCAAUAUUGUCUAGGUUAUAUAUAAGUUUAGUGUAUCAUGUAACAUUUUCCAAUACAUGAAGUAUUUCCUCAAUUUUUAAUGUCUUCUCAGAACUCCUCAACCAUUCAAAAUAACGACCAUUUGGUAACACUUUUCAUAAGUAAAUGUAAGUCACCAAAUAAUGUAAUUUAGUGUAGGAGAUUGUUGUACAUGCCAACAUUACUCUUUCCCCAUCUUUAAAAUACUCUAUCUUUAACCAUUACUGGAUUUCAAAAUUAUCAUAAAUAUAGGUGAAUCUCUCUUUUCUAAUAAAACAUUUUAAUUUUAAUACAAGCAUUAUAAUGGUGUUAAAAUAUUUCUGUGGAAUCUGAGUAGGAUAUUAUUAGUCAUGAACUUCUUUAUUCCUCCCUAAUUUAUUGCUUUUCAUUGUUUCAACCAAAAAUAUAUUGUCAAAUGUAGAAUAACUUAAAAAAAAAAAGUAUUCUACCAUGAGACACUUGUUUAAAGCUCUAAGAAAUUUAGAACCAGGCCUUAAGAUUAUUCUACUGCGAAGUGAGCACUAGACUCUACCCCGCCCAUUUUACUGUACUAGGGAUCUCAUCUUACAUACACCAUUCAUUCCUAAGUACACUUAGAGCACUGUCUGACAUAAUUCAGCUGCAGAGAUGAAUAACCAAGGAGUAACCUAUGCAGAACUGAAGGUAGCCAAGAACUCAAAGAGGCAGCAAAUGAAACCUAAGGGCACUAAAAGUUCCAUUUCAAUAACUGAGCAGGAAAUAACCUAUGCAGAAUUAAAUCUUCAAAAUGCUUCUCAGAAUCUUCGAGAGAAUGACAAGAACUACCACUGCAAAGAUUUACCAUCACCUCCAGAGAAGCUCAUUGCUGGGGUUCUGGGAAUCAUCUGCCUUGUUUUGAUGUCCAGUGUGGUAACAAUGAUAGUUUUUACUGCCUCUACUGCAAUACAGGAGCAGAAUAACUCCUCUCCGAUAAAAAGGCUCCAGAAAGAAUGUCAUUCUGGUCAUUGUCCAAAAAAGUGGUUUACAUAUUCCAACAAUUGCUAUUGUAUUCAUUUGGAAAACAAAACAUGGAAUGAGAGUGUGACGGCCUGUGCUGCUAAGAACUCUACUCUGCUUUAUAUAGAUAAUGAAGAAGAAAUGAAAUUCCUGAUGUCCCUAUCAAUUAUAUCAUGGAUUUCAGUCUUUCGUAAAGGCCGUGAUCAUCCAUGGAUGUGGCUAAAUGGUUCAACUUACAAACUACAUAUAACAGACUCAUCACCUGAUAAACAUAACUGUGCUCUGCUAUAUUCACAUGGCAUUAAAUCAGACAGUUGUGAGCUUCCACAUACAUAUAAUUGCAAGGAUCAGCUUGAGAAAAUGUGAGUUUGGAUGCUGUUGAGUAACUUUAACUUUUAUGAAAUGGAAAUAAUAUUAUGAUUGUAUAAAUUUUAAAAUGAAUUAUAUUGAAAUAUAAUAUGCACACCAAAAAGUAUAGAUAUCGUUACUUUUGUGUCUGGCUUUUUUUACUCUACAUUAUUUUUAUGGCCUUCAACCUUUGUAAAAGAUCGCAUGUUGUGUGAGUCCAUUUAUAUGAAAUAUCAAGAAGAGGGAAACCUAUUCUAGAGGCAGAGAGUGGAUUGUUGGUUACCAAGGGCUGAGCAGAGGUAGGAUUGGAAAAUGACUGCUGAUGGUUACUAUGUUUCUUCUGGGGGCGAUGAAAACGUCUAGAGUUUGUUACUAUUGAUGGUUGUAAACUCUGUGAAUAUACUAAAGAAAAAAAAUCACUGAUUUAUACACUUUAAGUGGAUACAUUUUAUGCCAUGUAAAUUACACCUCAAUAAAGCUGUUUUUAACAAAAAUCCUGGAAUUAUGUUUGGGAUUGCAUUUAAUCUUCAAAGUAAUUUGUAAAGAUAGUCAUCUUUACAAUAUUGGCUCUUCCAGUCAAUAUCAUGCUUUAUCUCUCUAUGAAUUAGGUUUUCUUUAAAUUCUCCCUAUUAUAUUUUGUAUUUUUCUAUAUUGAGUUCUUAAAGAUACAUUGGUAUUUCACUCUCAUGCUUUUGUAAAUGACAUCCUCAUUUGAAAAUUUUUAGUAAGUUUUGCUGCUGUAAACAGUAAUACAAUGAGGUUUACAUAUUGGUCUUACAGCCAAUGAUUUCUCUGACUUUAUGUAUUAAUUCUGUCAUUUCAAAUAUAUAGUCUUCUGGAUUUUUAUAUAACAGCUCUUGCAUUUGUAAAUAAUCAUACUUCAUUUCUUCUUUCCAGAUGCAAUUUUUUUUCUUGACUUAUUUUUAUAGGCUAGGAUUUUAUUUUCAAUGUCGAAUAGAAGGUACAGUAAAGGUUCUAUAUGUAUCCUUUUCUAUUUUCGAGGAAAAGAUUUC
Molecule: messenger RNA, 3441 nt
Organism: Orcinus orca (killer whale)
Lineage: Eukaryota; Metazoa; Chordata; Mammalia; Artiodactyla; Delphinidae
Product: NKG2-A/NKG2-B type II integral membrane protein
Exons: 6
Coding region: 1733-2446 (237 amino acids)
Biological process (GO): positive regulation of natural killer cell mediated cytotoxicity; stimulatory C-type lectin receptor signaling pathway
Source: RefSeq, a predicted model, not a curated record